This is a messenger RNA of Linderina pennispora, 1979 nucleotides long. Its product is annotated as MFS general substrate transporter. Gene Ontology annotation, biological process: transmembrane transport. The record is from RefSeq and is a predicted model, not a curated record. NCBI's taxonomy places the organism in Eukaryota, Fungi, Kickxellomycota, Kickxellomycetes, Kickxellales, Kickxellaceae. Gene Ontology annotation, molecular function: transmembrane transporter activity. Gene Ontology annotation, cellular component: brush border membrane. The coding region runs from base 213 to 1553 and encodes 446 amino acids. The transcript is spliced from 4 exons.
UGCGCCGGCACUGUGGAGACGAAACCGCCAUUUCACCCCACGCCUCCUAAACCCCUCCACACAUCGCCUGGCGCUCACCAAAGAAAAAAGCGCCAGCUCAUCAGCCCAUCCCACACUCGUCCGCCUCUCCUGGCCAAAUCCAUGCCUGUGUAAAAAUUGCCUUUUCUCUCCUCUGCUCCUCUUGCACACAACCUUUCUACUUUAUUCCAACAAUGUCGGCUCCACCAGCACAAGCUACUGCGCAGCAGCUGCAGCAGAACCUGGGCAAGAGAAUAUCGCGGAUCGUAUUCAUUGCGCUGCUGCUGGACAUACUGUCGUUCACCAUCAUCCUGCCGCUACUGCCGCGCUCCUUGGAGGCUUACAAAUCGCGCGAGGGCGCCGACGCAACCACUCUGCUGGGCUCGAUUCUGCAGCACGUGUCGUCGCUGCGCCAGCAGAUCCUGUCGCUGGCGGGGCCGCGGGCCUCGCGGUUCUUGCUCCAGGGCUCGCGGGCCGACCUGGUUCUGCUGGGCGGUCUGUUGGGGUCGCUCUACUCGCUCCUGCAGUGCCUUGUGGCACCAGUCAUUGGCAGGGCGUCGGACAGGCUGGGCCGGCGUCGGACAAUGAUGUUCUGCAUGGCGGGGAAUGUUGUGUGGACAGUGCUAUGGAUCUUCUCGACCGGAUUCGAGUCGUUCCUUGUCGCCAGGGUAAUUGCAGGGCUCAGCGAAGGCAAUGUGCAGCUAUCGCAUGGCAUGGCGCUGGUGGGCAUUGCCUUUGCUGUCGGGUUCACGCUGGGCCCGUCCAUCGGCGCGUAUUUCGCCAGCCUGCCACUGGAAGCCGAGUCAUCGGCCUUCGCCUAUGCGCCAUUCGCCACAGCCGCCGUGUUCUCCCUGGGCCUGCUUGUCCUGGAAAGCGCUUAUCUCUACGCCAACCUACCCGAGACGCUUGACUUCAAGCAUUCGGCGGAGCCCAAGGUGGACGAGGGGACAAGUGAGCUGCCAGCAAGCAGCCCGGGCGAUCGGCAUGUUGCGAAGGUGCUGCGGCGGCUCAACUGGACGCAUUUCGCUUAUCUGUUCUUUUUCUCGGGCAUGGAGUACACGCUGACGUUCCUGACCCACGACAAGUUUGAUUUCUCGAAUGCCCAGCAGGGCAAGCUGCUCUGGCUUCAUCGGCAUUGUCGGGCAAGCCGCGACAAGGCUCUGGUUGCCCAGGGCAUGGCUGGCUGCGCACUCGGCCUGCUUUCCAUCGCCAUCUGCGCUUUCAAGGCAGAGGCCACAGGCUACUCGGCACCCUCGUGGUGGCUGUGGGCUGGCUCGUUUGGCUUUGCUGUUGCCUCGGCCACUGUUGUCAACUGCCUGAACUCGAUGGUCUCGCUGGCAGGUAGCCAGGGCAUGGCCCCCAAGGACACAGGCAAGCGGCUGGGCGAUUUUCGGUCUGCGGGCCAGAUUGGCCGGGCGCUGGGCCCAAUGUUUGCGUGCUCGGUCUACUGGCUCUCAGGCGCUGCCGUAUGCUACCUCAUUGGCGCCAUCGCUGUCGCUGCCAUCACCACAGUGUUUGUGUCAACCAUCCCCUAGCUCUUCAGAAUGUUCAUUACACGUACUCCAGACAACGGAUAAAACUACAGCCAUAUCAAUUCCUUGCACUUGCAAUCCCUGCCAUCACAAUAUUGCUGGCUUUGUGCAUGGAGCAUGUAUGUUUGCGAGUCCAGGAGCUCGUAUAUGUGUGAGAGCCUCGCUGAUGGCAUUUUCACGCCCAACAUAAGAGCGAUGCAUAUAGCCAUUUGCUGCGGCGAUGCCUGAUCAUUUAUUCUGCUGAAGCUAGCUAGACCCGACCUGUUUGCUACUUGGCCUUGGAUGCAUAUAGAGCACAGCUCACCUCACAUGCGCCAUGGCAAUCGUCACAGUGUCUGGAGGACUCAAAAGCCGCCAGUGUUCGAAAGAACUGGACGUUUUAUUUUUGGGAAUUGUGAGGCGCGUUCUAUGUGGAAGAGGAGGGCAGAG